Prunus avium (sweet cherry) is the source of this 1082-nucleotide messenger RNA. RefSeq names its product plant/protein. NCBI's taxonomy places the organism in Eukaryota, Viridiplantae, Streptophyta, Magnoliopsida, Rosales, Rosaceae. The record is from RefSeq and is a predicted model, not a curated record.
CCCUCCAAAGAGAGAGUAAAAAAGAAAAAGAAAAAGAAAAAGAACAAAGGAGGGAGAAAAAGAAACAAGCAGACGGCACAAGCUCCUCCUUGUCCAAUCCAAAUAACUUGAAAUCCGACCCACUUACCAACGAUUCUCUCUUUGCUACAGUAAGCACAAAACCACCUCCAUUAAUAAGCAAGCAAUGAGUUUGGCGUUCCUCCAGGGCUAUUCUUCCGCUGAAGAAGAAGAAGAAGCCCAAAAUCACCGCCUCCAUUACCAAAACUCAAACUCGUCGGACGACGACGAAGAUGAUGACCAAAGUCACAAACCCAAAUCCGUCUUUGACUUUCCCAAACCUCCCUCCCCUUCCAUUGCCUCUGGCCUUCCUUCUGCAUCUGACGUCUUCUCCGAGAUUUGUGGACCGCCCGAUUUCCUCAAUAACUGCGUACAAGAAGACGGUUCUACGAGGGAUGACGGUCCCCAGAAAGGGAGGCAUGGUGCCCGCAAUGCCAAACUUCGCAAGGACAAGAAAGAUUUACCUGCUGGUGCUGUAGUGGAGUCCAAAGCUCAGUUAGUUGGAAUCCAUGAACGAGUAAGAAGUGAUUUUGCGGGUAACCAACCUCCAACAUCAAUAGUUACAAGCACGGCUCAAGGUGGCAAGCGUCUGCCAACUGCAACGAAUCCUAGUGCAGAGGAUGCUGCAGAGCUUCUGAGGAUGUGUUUGCAAUGUGGAAUACCCAAGACCUACUCCAAUGCACGGGGAAUGGUCUGCCCAGCUUGCGGUGAUCGUCCUGUAGACACAACCAACGAUUCCAAGAAGAAGGGAUCUACCAUCAAAGAUAAGGAGAAGAGUAAGAGGAUGAAGGGCCAGUCAUCUCAUGGUACAUGGAAAAGUGAAACUGAAAUGCAGCUUCGGCAGCAGUUUGACUAGUAGAAGUUUGUUCAAAUAUUACCUGGAAUAGCAUAACAUCUCGUAGGUUUAUGGUUGUAUCAUCUAGCUGACCCAUUAGUUCAGUUAGCAAACCCAAAGUUCAUCAGGGCGUAUGGGAAGUAUUCUGUGUUUUGGUUUCAUGUCAAAAUGUGUUUAUACUCGUUUCUGU